AUGUUUGGAGGACUGCUGAUUGCAACUCUUUUCGUCUUCCUCUACAACCUUUUUCUAUUCACGGUCCUCGACUCGGCGGCUAUGGCGAGUACGGAGGUCGUCGCAGUCACCUUCGUCGCCGCAACGUGGGGUAGCAAGGCGGCAACCCUGAUGCCUCUCCUCAUAGCCGUUGGGCUCUUCGGCACGUCAUGCGCCGUCUUCUUCGCCAAUAGUAGAGUUAUCCUUGCGGCAGCUAGACAGCGCCAUUUCCCGGCCAUCUUCUCUACGGUCAACGUAGACAGCGGGGUGCCCCUAACGUCGCUGUUACUUCGUGGGCUCCUGUCAAUGUUGUACACAUUUCUGGGAUCCGUCACGUUUAUUGUGGAGGCUCUUCCUCUCAUUUACGCGUUGAACAACGGCCUGAUCUUAGUGUCGUUCUUUGUGCUACGGGUCUCCAUGAAGGACGCCCCAAGGCCUUACCGGGCACCUACCGUGCUGGCAGCCAUCCGCGUUUUAGCUUUCUUGAUCCCACUUGGCGCGCGCCUUGUGCAGCCUGUGGACUUCCUUCCGUUUGCUUUCCUGGCCGGUGGCUCGAUUGCUGGCUGUGCUUAUUACGUGGUGUUUGUUCGGCUUAGGUUAGCGCUUCCCGGAGCUCCCACAUUUACCUGCUUCCUUCAAAAGCUGCUGAAGAGUUGCGCUUGUGUUGAUGAACUCGAGGUUAUGCUGCGUGAAAAGAUGUAG
This is a messenger RNA of Ixodes scapularis (black-legged tick), 720 nucleotides long. Its product is annotated as large neutral amino acids transporter small subunit 1-like. Gene Ontology annotation, molecular function: L-amino acid transmembrane transporter activity. Bases 1 to 720 code for a protein of 239 amino acids. Gene Ontology annotation, cellular component: membrane. The record is from RefSeq and is a predicted model, not a curated record. The transcript has a single exon. NCBI's taxonomy places the organism in Eukaryota, Metazoa, Arthropoda, Arachnida, Ixodida, Ixodidae. Gene Ontology annotation, biological process: amino acid transmembrane transport.